AUGGAAUUUGGCUACAGAGACCAUCUUCAACUAGACACCGGCACCGAUGAUAUGGACAAAGAUAGACGGAUGGUCGACAUCGUCGGUUCACCUGAUGUCCAUAACGUUAUCUUCCGUGCCGCACGUACAGCCCGGAGACGCAUCCUCUACAAUAUCAUACACACUGUUUUACCGCAAUUGUUAUUAUUUGUUCAUAUUUUUAAUUUUUUAUUUUAAAUUAUCGUAGGACGAACACUACCGAUCCCGGUGUACUGCCGGGUGUGUGGUGAUAAGUCGUUUGGAAAACACUACGGCGUUUACUGCUGCGAUGGUUGCUCUUGUUUCUUCAAGCGGAGUGUCAGGCGGAGGAUCGUAUAUACGUGUAUUGCCGGCACGGGUCAAUGUAUUGUGGACAAGGCGAGAAGAAAUUGGUGCCCGUUUUGUAGACUUCAAAAGUGUAUGAGGGUCAACAUGAAUGUUUCUGCCGUUCAAGACGAACGAGGUCCGAGAAAGUCCAAGUUGCCUAAAAUAACUGAAAUCAACACCGUUGAGACAAGAAACUGGAAGACAAGAAGUGAAUACGUAUACGAAAUUGGCGCCCAAAUAUUUUUAACGAGUCUCAGGCAGUGUAGAUUCAACGAAUCUAUGGCUAUAUUACCAAACGCUGUCCAAAAUGAAAUACUCAAUAAGACGUGGCAUCAAUCGUUCGUGCUAAUGGCGGCGUUUUGGCCAACGAACCUCAUAACACUUUUAUCUGGAUCUAACUCAAGCAUCGAGCAUAUAGUCGCCACGUUAAUCGCCAGUCACCGGGCUAUGAGACUCGAUUCGGUCGAAUAUAAUUUAGUGCUUACCCUCGUCCUGUGUCGACCCGAUCUAUGCGAUACAGCGGAGUUUAGAAACGACUUGACCGCUAUCGGAACAAACGCCAAGGACGCUCUGAUGAAACACGCUGCGUUCAAGUCACCGACCAGAUACUACGGUAUAUUGGCCUGUAUACUUUCCGUCACAGAAGACAUCGCGGGAUACAUAAAAAUAAUUUUUUUCGAACCAUCCGUCAGAAACGUACCGAUGAACCACCUUGUGUCGGUCAUUACUUAGACACUUUAUAAUUUAUUUAUUUUCUAGUCAGCUUCUACA
Molecule: messenger RNA, 1116 nt
Organism: Metopolophium dirhodum (rose-grain aphid)
Lineage: Eukaryota; Metazoa; Arthropoda; Insecta; Hemiptera; Aphididae
Gene: Hr83
Product: nuclear receptor subfamily 2 group E member 1
Biological process (GO): cell differentiation; anatomical structure development; regulation of transcription by RNA polymerase II
Molecular function (GO): nuclear receptor activity; zinc ion binding; RNA polymerase II cis-regulatory region sequence-specific DNA binding
Source: RefSeq, a predicted model, not a curated record